AUGGGUCUUCCCACUGCCCUCGCAGGCCUCUCCUUCCUCGUCUAUGUGGUCUACCGCUACUUCACUCGACUUAGGCUUACUCCCUUGCAAGGCCCGCCUUCUUCCUCAUUCCUAAUGGGCAACCUCCCCGAGCUUUAUCGGAGUUUGGUUGGCGAAAUAGACUUCAAGUGGCAGCAGCAAUACGGGAACGCGGUUCGGUUCAAGAGCAUUGUCGGAAAUGACGCCUUAUGGAUCGCGGACCCCAAGGCAUUGCAAUACAUCUUCCAAACAUCGGGCUACCAUUUCCCCAAGCAGAAGGAGCGUCUGGUUGUGACGAGGUUGAUGCACGGAAAAGGCCUCGUGUGGGCAGAGGGUGAUAUUCACAAGCGGCAACGCAAGGUCAUGCUUCCAGCAUUUGGCGGCCCGGAGUCCAAGGCGCUUCUAUCACUCUUUUCGAAUAGCGUGCAGUCUCUGACAUCGAAGUGGGCCGAGAAACUUGACGGAAGUAAAGAUGGAUCGCUGGUUCUAGACAUGCCCAGUUGGUUAUCCCGCGCAACGAUGGACGCACUUGGUCACGCCGCAUUUGACUACGACUUUGGUGCUCUUUCCAACGACGAAAACGAGCUCACCAAAGCAUACAACGGUUUGAUGGUUGACGUCUUCGGCUUUCCAUCGCUCCGUCUCAUUUUCACCCAAGCUGUGGCCAGAUAUGUGCCGAAGAGUGUGCUUCAUUACCUCGCUUUCAACAGCUCUUCGCCUCGUACACAAAAGAUACAUUCCACUACCUCGCUCGCGGACAAGGUUUCGAAGCAGCUGGUUGAGGAAAAGGCUGAAAUGAUACUGGCGGGCAACUCCGGCCGCGACGUGCUAAGCAUCUUAGUCAAAUCUAACAUGGACGCAUCCGCAAAGACGAAAUUGGAAGAAGAUGAAAUGUAUUCUCAGAUGCGGACCUUGCUGGUCGCGGGACACGAAACUACGGCCAACAGCUUGAGCUGGGUGCUUUACGAGCUCGCCAAACUCCCUCACGUUCAAGACAGGCUUCGCGCGGAGAUCCGCGACAUGGAGGCCAAAAUCCAUGCUCGGGGCGACGACACGUUCACCACGGCCGAUCUUGAGGCAAUGCCUUACACUGUCGCCGUUAUGAAGGAGGGACUUCGCUUCGACCCGGUUGUGUAUCAUAUUCACCGAGUGGCCGGCAGAGACGACGUGAUUCCCCUCUCGAAGCCCGUGACGACUACCAACGGCAAACUUGUGGGCGAGAUCGCCAUUCCGGAGGGCACUCGGGUGGUGGCUUCGAUUGCUGCUUACAACAGGAUCCCGGAGAUUUGGGGAGAGGACGCUCAUCUGUUCAAUCCUGAUCGCUGGCUGAAUAAGUCACCAGUCGCCGAGAAGUUCCCCACCGUCGGCGUGUACGGUAAUAUGAUGACUUUCAUUGGGGGCACACGUGCCUGCAUUGGCUGGCGAUUCGCGGUGAUCGAGAUGCAAGCGUUCCUCGUCGAACUCGUCAACAAGUUUGAGUUCUCCCUCGCAGAUGAGACGAAGCGCGUCAGGCGCGAGCCUUGCCUGGUGAUGUCUCCGACCUUGGAGGGCGAGGCAGGGAAAGGGCCCCAGCUUCCGUUGAUGGUCACUUGGGCCCCCCGUGGUGCUAUAUAA
Molecule: messenger RNA, 1632 nt
Organism: Coniophora puteana RWD-64-598 SS2
Lineage: Eukaryota; Fungi; Basidiomycota; Agaricomycetes; Boletales; Coniophoraceae
Product: cytochrome P450
Exons: 13
Coding region: 1-1632 (543 amino acids)
Molecular function (GO): monooxygenase activity; iron ion binding; heme binding
Source: RefSeq, a predicted model, not a curated record